Messenger RNA from Nycticebus coucang (slow loris), 1433 nucleotides. RefSeq names its product phorbol-12-myristate-13-acetate-induced protein 1-like. The record is from RefSeq and is a predicted model, not a curated record. Lineage: Eukaryota; Metazoa; Chordata; Mammalia; Primates; Lorisidae. Gene Ontology annotation, cellular component: mitochondrion. Gene Ontology annotation, biological process: DNA damage response; release of cytochrome c from mitochondria; apoptotic process. The coding region runs from base 165 to 323 and encodes 52 amino acids. The transcript has a single exon.
GACUGUGCGUUUGGUAGCUUCGUGCUUCUCGUUUUUCCCGUACCGCCACCCGGUCCCGCCCGGCUGCCCGCGCGCACUUCGCAUCCUGCAGACGCCCGAGGUGCUCGGGCUGGGAGACUGAGACCCCGGGAUCCGCAGCAGCGUUCGCAGCGGCACUUGCGGAGAUGGCCGGGAAGAAGGCGCGUAAGAAGGCGCAACCGAGCCCCGCGCGCACUGAGCUGGAAGAGGAGUGUGCUGCUCAGCUCAGGAGACUGGGAGACAAACUGAAUUUCCGGCAGAAACUUCUGAAUCUGAUAACCAAAUUCUUCUGCUCAGGAACCUGACUGCAACAAAAACUUGUGCAUAAGGGGACUCCUUCGAAAGGGAAGUUUCCCACAAUAGGUGCAAGCGGUACAAAUUUCAUAAAUUCGAAGAGAGGUCUCAUUGCAUGUAAUUGAGAGGAGUGAAAAGGAGCAUUCACUUGCUGUGGAUGCCCUUGAGAAGUGAAGAUGGAAUACCUCAGAAGAAUUUCUGGGGGGGGGGGGGUUCAUAUGUCAUUUUUGGGGCUGUGAGAACAUUGUAAAACUACUUUGUUUAUUUGAAAACAACACUUUUUAGUUAGAGAAUUAUUCUGUUAUUUUUGCUGAAGGUCAUUGCCCAGCCUGGUAUAAAAGGAGUUGAAAAUAACAUUAAGGCUGAAAGAAAUAGUUCAGUGUUGGUUUUUUUUUUGUUGUUUGUUUUUUUACUUUUCAGUGCCAACUUCAGAGCACUGUAUACUAUUUAGUUUAUAUAUAUAUUGUCUUGUUAAAAGGACAAAUUUCGUUCUGAGAACACUGAAUGUUAUUGAAUGUUGAUUGCAUAGGUCACUACAUAAUGUAAAAUAAGUUAAUUUGUUCUGAUUCAAAUUGUAUUGAUUCUGUUCAGAUGACUUUCAUUAAAUGUGUUCCGUGGGGUUAAUUGGAAAGUGGAAAACUGGAAGAUUACUUUGAAAAAAUUGGGUUUUAUAGGAGGACUACUUGGUGCCAGUUAAAAGUCCUGCACAUUGAACAUAAAAUGAGAAAAGAGGAUUUGGGAUAACUAGGGAAAAUGAAAAAAAUAGAAUUUGACUUUUCAACUGAUGCAGUUAAAAGGCCAGUACUCAUUCUAAAGAUGUUCCUAAAAACUAAAAUACUAAUCAGUGUGUAUCCUAUGAAAAGCGAUCUUUUAAAAGAAAUAACAUUUUCAUAAUUAGAAUAUACUUUGAUUUAAAAAGGGACAGAUAUUUCUUAUUCACAAUGAAAAUCCCAUAUAGACAUACAUGAAAAUAAUGGCAUGAUUGAAUUUCAGCAGAAGUAACUAUUUUAUCUAUUUAUAAUCAAAAUAUUGUUUCAUUUGAAGAUGUGUGUUACAGUUCCAUUUUUGAGUUUUGAGACAAGGAUUUUAUAACUACUUGAAUUUUUACAGAAAAAAUAAUA